GCACUGUUAUUCUGUGCAGCCGAUCCUAUGCAAGAUGACUCGGAAGUAAUCUUCAGUGUGUACAUGUGCAUAGGAUGGUUGCCCUGAGGAAAUAUGGAUCGAGAAGGUGUUUCUUUUCCUUGGUUUGGUCCUCCCGGCAGUCCCCGUAGACCACAGAAGAAAGUAGAGGUGACUGGAAUAGUUAAACCUGCCAUGAGAUGCAUCUGCCUUGGAAUUUUUGUUUUUGUACUUACUUCUCUGCUGGCUGAUGCUACGUUGUCAAAAACAGAUACAAAAAAAGCUGCCUCAAAAACAUUGGAGGAGAAGUUUUCUUUGCAGACUCAUCAUUCAGAUAAAGUGGUCCAAGACCGUGAUCUUGUAGUCACUGAUCCAAAAGCUAAAGAUAUUAUACUCGAACACAAAAGCUACUGUGCCAAGAAAGCAAGAGAGCGAUACUUCUUAGGAGAUGUUCUGGGCUAUAUUACACCUUGGAACAACCAUGGUUAUGACAUUGCUAAAAUAUUUGGAAACAAAUUUACGACUAUCUCACCAGUCUGGCUGCAGGUGAAGAGAAGGGGCAAGGAGAAAUUCCAGAUCACAGGGCUUCAUGAUGCUGAUAAAGGUUGGAUGAAAGAAGUCAGGAAGAAUGCCAAAAACAUCAAAAUAGUUCCUCGGAUUUUGUUUGAAGACUGGGCUUACCAUGACUUUCAGAGUGUAUUUGGCAGUGAGGAUGAGAUAGAAGAGCUUUCUAAUAACAUGGUUCAAGUAGCCAAGAAUGAAAAUUUUGAUGGCUUUGUGGCUGAAGUUUGGAGCCAACUAGGAAAUCAAAAGCAGUCGGGUCUGAUUCACUUGCUCACUCACCUCUCGGAAGCUUUGCAUCAAGCACGACUUAAGCUAAUACUUGUUAUCCCUCCUGCUGUCAUGCCAGGGUCCUAUAAAUGGUUGCGUGCGGGCAAGCUAAUUGGCUCUCCAUUCCAGUUCUACAUCCUGUGGUUUGUCUGGGCUUUGGACAUCAGACUUGACACUUGCAUACUGUUUUGGGUAUGUACAGUGUAUGCAUAUGUACAACCUGUUUAUGAGUCAAGCUAUCCUGUGCCGGCAAUUCUCCCUUGUCUCCCCAGUCUUACUUGUGUAAGGCCUUUCAUUGUGUAGCUGCACUGGCCUUAGUUACUGCAUGAUGCAACUCCUGUGCUGUGCUGCUCUACUUGUGGUGCUACUCGAGUGCAAGGGCCCUUACAUUUGAUCCUUUCUUCAUUUUGUCUUGCAUAGCAACUAUGGGAUUAGGCUGCCAUGUACUCAUAUUUGUAUUGCAGUUAAAUGUGUGCAGUAAUUUGAAAAUGUUCCAUCUCAUAUUGAGAUUCUCUAAUUUCAAACAUUUGUUCUUUUGUAUAUGGGAUGCUUUUUUAAUGUUGGAUACAGCACAAUACUUUUUAAACCUGUCUGUGUAAUACGCAUUGAAACAAAACAUGAAUAUUUGAAGAAGGUCAGCAGAUCCCAACUAAAAGCAGCAGAAGCACGAAUCUCUCAGGUCUGUGUCUGGCUUACUUUAGAUCUAAAGCAGAUUGUUCCUGCUUGCUAAUUGUAGUCGGCUGUGGAAAGCAAAUGAGUGCUCUUAAACACAUUUGCAGCGUCUACAUUAUCAGUCAUUAUUACAACAAAGCUUCCCAUCAGACUAAUGCAUUCUUUUCAAGAUCUGACAGUUGUAGCAAACAAUAGAUAUUGUAAAAGACUUUUCUAUAUUUUGAAUGUUAAGUGAAAUGUAGGCAAUCUUGAAGCUAAAUAUUCUUUUCCUCAUGAUAUUCCGUGACUCUUUUAUAGAAUUAGGUAGAAUUUCUAUAUUUGAUAGUGCUAAUAUGUAUAUCGUUAUUGUAUAGUUGUGGACUAGCCUGCUUCGAUGUAAAAACCUUUGCAAAGUAUUAGUUGCCUCAGAGUAGACUAUUACUACUACAAUGAAUCUUCUUCUGUGGAUGUGGACAUAAGCAUUGAACACCUUUCAGAAUGUCAUAUGUAGGGUUUUUUUAAAAGCACAUUUUGAAGACUUCUACCUGAACUCAUUACAGGUGUUGCUCGUUAUCCAUGAA
Molecule: messenger RNA, 2060 nt
Organism: Hemicordylus capensis (graceful crag lizard)
Lineage: Eukaryota; Metazoa; Chordata; Lepidosauria; Squamata; Cordylidae
Gene: CHID1
Product: chitinase domain containing 1
Exons: 9
Coding region: 94-1131 (345 amino acids)
Biological process (GO): carbohydrate metabolic process
Cellular component (GO): extracellular region
Molecular function (GO): chitin binding; oligosaccharide binding
Source: RefSeq, a predicted model, not a curated record